Molecule: messenger RNA, 4342 nt
Organism: Tupaia belangeri chinensis (Chinese tree shrew)
Lineage: Eukaryota; Metazoa; Chordata; Mammalia; Scandentia; Tupaiidae
Gene: GALC
Product: galactosylceramidase
Exons: 17
Coding region: 25-2280 (751 amino acids)
Biological process (GO): galactosylceramide catabolic process
Cellular component (GO): lysosome
Molecular function (GO): galactosylceramidase activity
Source: RefSeq, a predicted model, not a curated record
AAAGCCGCCAAGUGAGUCCACGUGAUGGCCCAAGCCCCAUCAGUGACGCGUGAGCGACAAAAUCAGGUUUGCUCUGCCCGCCCUCUACACUACAGCGCCGGUAAGCGCGCCGGUGACCCGCACUCAAAAUGGCGACGGCGGCGUCAGCGGCUUUCUGCCCUUCUCCAUCAUGGCGGCGACCAAACUCGCCUCUUGGGGCGCAAGAGUCAUGUGACCCACACAAUGGCUGAGCGCCUACUCGAGGGUCCCCGGCAACGCCGAGGGCAAGUCAUGACGGCCGCUGCGGGUUCGGCGUGCCGCGCCGCGCUGCCCCUGCUGCUGGGCACACUGCUGGCGCCCGGCGGCGCGUACGUACUCGACGACUCCGACGGGCUGGGCCGGGAGUUCGACGGCAUCGGCGCGGUCAGCGGCGGCGGGGCAACCUCCCGACUUCUAGUAAAUUAUCCAGAGCCCUAUCGUUCUCAAAUAUUGGAUUAUCUCUUUAAGCCAAACUUUGGUGCUUCUCUGCAUAUUCUGAAAGUUGAAAUAGGUGGUGAUGGGCAGACAACAGAUGGCACUGAACCCUCCCACAUGCACUAUGCGCUUGAUGAGAAUUACUUCCGAGGAUAUGAGUGGUGGUUGAUGAAGGAAGCUAAGAAGAGGAACCCUAAUAUUACACUCAUUGGGUUGCCGUGGUCUUUCCCUGGAUGGCUGGGAAAAGGUUUCAACUGGCCUUACGUAAACCUGGAGCUCACUGCCUACUAUGUCGUCACCUGGAUUGCGGGUGCCAAGCAUUAUCACGACCUGGACAUUGAUUAUGUUGGAAUUUGGAACGAGAGGGCAUUUGACAUCAAUUAUAUCAAGGUGUUAAGAAAAAUGCUGAACUAUCAAGGAUUCCAGAAAGUGAAAAUCAUAGCAAGUGAUAAUCUCUGGGAGCCUAUUUCUGCUUCCAUGCUGCUUGACUCUGAACUCUUGAAGGUGAUUGAUGUAAUAGGGGCUCAUUAUCCUGGGACCUAUUCAGUAAGAGAUGCAAAGUUGACUGGGAAGAAGCUUUGGUCAUCUGAAGAUUUUAGCACUUUAAAUAGUGACGUGGGUGCAGGCUGCUGGGGUCGCAUAUUGAAUCAGAAUUACAUCAAUGGCUAUAUGACUUCCACAAUUGCUUGGAAUUUGGUGGCUAGCUACUACGAACAGCUGCCUUAUGGUCGAUGUGGAUUGCUGACUGCCCAGGAGCCAUGGAGUGGACACUAUGUGGUAGAAUCUCCUAUCUGGGUAUCAGCUCACACUACUCAGUUUACCCAACCAGGUUGGUAUUACCUGAAGACAGUUGGCCAUUUAACGAAAGGAGGAAGCUACGUAGCUCUGACAGAUGGCUUAGGUAACCUCACCAUCAUCAUUGAAACUAUGAGUCACAAACACUCUAUGUGUAUACGGCCGUUUCUUCCUUAUUUCAAUGUGUCACAACAACUCGCGACCUUUGUCCUUAAGGGGUCUUUUAGUGAAAUACCAGAGCUACAGGUGUGGUACACCAAACUUGCAAAAUCAUCUGAGAGAGUUCUUUUUAAACAACUGGAUUCUCUAUGGCUCCUUGACAGUGGGGGCACUUUCACACUGGAACUGGGAGAGGAUGAACUGUUCACACUCACCACUCUUACUACAGGUCGCAAAGGCAGCUACUCACUUCCUCCCAAAUCUCAGCCCUUCCCACUUUCCUAUAAGGAUGAUUUCAAUGUCGAUUACCCGUUUUUUAGUGAAGCUCCAAAUUUUGCUGAUCAAACUGGUGUAUUUGAAUACUUUAUGAAUAUCGAAGACCCUGGGGAACAUCGCUUCACACUGCGCCAAGUUCUCAAUCAGCGCCCCAUAACUUGGGCUGCGGACGCAUCCAACACGAUCAGCAUCAUAGGAGAUUACAAAUGGACCAACAUGACUAUAAAGUGUGAUGUUUACAUAGAGACCCCUGAGACUGGAGGUGUGUUCAUUGCGGGAAGAGUAAAUAAAGGGGGUAUUAUUAUUAGAAGUGCCAGAGGAGUUUUCUUCUGGAUUUUUGCAAAUGGAUCUUACAGAGUUACAGGUGAUUUGGCUGGAUGGAUUGUAUAUUCUAUAGGACGUGUUGAAGUUACAGCAAAAAAAUGGUAUACACUCACAUUAACUAUUAAGGGUUAUUUCUGCUCUGGCAAGUUGAAUGACAAGUCUCUGUGGACAGACAUCCUCGUGCCUUUCCCGAAGAAUGGCUGGGCUGCAAUCGGAACUCACUCCUUUGAAUUUGCACAGUUUGACAACUUUCACGUGGAAGCUGCGCGCUAAUACUCAUGGAGGAUCAUAGGAAACUCUUUGGAUAGUCUUUCUUUCUUUUUAGUUUUGAUUCAGAGCCAGUUACUGUGCUAAUGAACUGAUAUCUGAGCCUUUGGAGGCUAAAAAUAAUGGAGAGUAAGUGAGGAGGAAAAUAUAUUUUUCUCUGACCCUGUGGAAUAUAUAUUUUUGGACUAAUUCGAAGGGGAGAGACAGGUGAAUCUUUAACAUGACCUGAUCUGUCCCCUAAAGUUCUAACUCUGCAUUGGUCCUCUGCUUAGGAGUGGCCUGGGUGGCUCAAACCUCAGAGCGUUGGUGCCAGUACUGAGGCAGCUCUGCCACCGUAUUCGCAAGUGAUCGUGCAGAGGGCAGUAACUCGGUCAUCACGAGAUGCGUUUAUGAUUGCUGACCUUGGGUCCAGGGGAGCCGGUGGUGCCGCCAGACAGGAAAGCAAAGAACCCUGCAAGUGCUGCUUUUUGAAAACCACUUCAACAUGUCAUCCUAACACUCCAGACAUAGGUGUUUCUCUUACUUUUUAAGAUGAUACUUUUCAGUUGUAGUAUGUAUGAGUGGGUGCUUUGAAAAAUGUCUCAUUAAUUAAGUACCUCUGAAGCUUUUUCUGCAGUAAUAAAUGUUAGCAGAGUAAUUGGGUUAUUUGCAUUCUUUAAUUCUUUUGAUUCAACUUUUAGACUUGUAACGCAUAUCACUCUGUGAAUGCUUUCCCAGGUGGCUGGAAGAAGCAAGAAAGUUUGGUACAGUCCAUGCUGUAAGUGGGUCUAGAGACAAAGUUGUAGCAAUUUUCCCGUGUCCCAUUUCAUUGUGCCUUUGAGGUCUGUUCUCACACGCGCAGUGUUAACAGACCAUGACAGCUAAAUGAAUGCGCUUCUGCGGAAGGAGUGGCCCCUUAGUCACUUACUAGCUCACAGAAUUGGGACAGCUCCUAAUGUUUUGUAUGAUUAGAGGUACAUACUUUUUAAAUGUCCAAGUGUGUUUUUAUUUAAAUAUGGAUAAGUGUGUUUCUCAUAUAGUGUGACUUAUCUCUAUGCAUUAAUGUAGCUCUUAGAAAACAAAUCAAUGUUCACCUGUUGAAAUAUUCACUUUGUAAGCUAAAUAAUGUGAUUGAAUGUAUUAAAAGAAAAUGAAAUUAAAAAAGAAAAAAAGAGAAUGUAUAAAAAAAUAAAAUAAUUAUAUAAUAAUAAAAACAACCAAAAAACAAAUCAAUUAUGUAAAGUGAAUUCUGAAAUUCUUCUUAAGGAAAGAAUUAUUCACUGAACUAAUUCUACUGUUUAGGAGUUUGCAUUUAGUCUAACAAAAGCUAAGCCACAAUGAAGUUUUGAAUAAUUUUCGAAGACAAGGAACUAAAUUACUAAAAUAAAUUGCAACCAAGCCUAAGUGGUUUGCAAUUCAGAUCUCUAAAUAUUUUUUAAAACUAACAUUUUAGAGGUAUAAUUUAUGUACAAUAAAAUGUUUCCUUUCCAAGUACAUGCACAGCUCCAUGAGGUUUGGUCAAUGGAGGUAGCAAUGUAAUCAACACUAGUCAAACCACAGAAUACCCUAGGGAACGUUCCUGGUAUUCCCGGAAGUACUGAGUCCCCUCACUACCAACCUCAGGCAAACAUCGAUAUGAUUUCCAUCAUUUCAGAUUAGUUUUCUUUGUUCUAAAAUAUCAUAAAAGUGGUGUCAUAUACUAUAUAUUGUUGUGGGUGGUUUCUUUUAGUCAGUGUAAUGCUUUUGAGAGUUAUCCGUGUUAUAUGUAUUUUUUAGGUAUUUAUUUUUUGAGAGAGAGAUACAGAACCACUGGCAGGGUCCUAAUGCUGCGAUCCACCCCCAGCUUCACUCAACUCAGAUGUCUCCAGCACACAUGUGCUCUGUGUACUCAAGGGGUUUUCCGCAUGCAAACUGGCAACCCUUCCCUGUGGGUCUCCCUUGCAGAGCGUCAUGUUCUAUCACUGAGCCACCACUGGUCCCUGCCUUUUCUUAGUUUUGAAACUAUAUGAUUAUACCACAAUUUGUCUCCCCUUCCCCAAUUUCUGGAAUUAUAAAUAAAACUGCUGUUAGCACUUAACAUGUAAAUCUU